Dunckerocampus dactyliophorus (ringed pipefish) is the source of this 2147-nucleotide messenger RNA. RefSeq names its product X-prolyl aminopeptidase (aminopeptidase P) 1, soluble (gene xpnpep1). Bases 141 to 2003 code for a protein of 620 amino acids. The record is from RefSeq and is a predicted model, not a curated record. Lineage: Eukaryota; Metazoa; Chordata; Actinopteri; Syngnathiformes; Syngnathidae. The transcript has 20 exons. Gene Ontology annotation, molecular function: metalloaminopeptidase activity.
CACGUGUCAGUGACGUCACCAGCGAAAUGGCUGCCUCCUGUCAGUAAACUAACACAGGGUCCAAACCCUUAAGAAAACGCUUGUUUUUUUUAAUUCGUCGCAAGAAUCAUCUCGACAAGGAGAACCAACCAGACAGAAACAUGUCGCCAAAGAUCACAGGAGAGCUGCUUAGGCAGCUCCGACAGGCGAUGAAGAAUUGUAAAUACUUCUCUGAACCUCUCCAGGCGUACAUUGUCCCCUCUGGUGAUGCUCACCAGAGUGAAUAUAUUGCACCAUGUGACUGCAGACGGGAGUUUAUUUGUGGAUUCAAUGGCUCAGCAGGUACAGCGAUUGUGACAGAGCAGUAUGCUGCAAUGUGGACUGAUGGUCGUUACUUCCUUCAAGCAAGCCAGCAGAUGGACAACAACUGGACCCUUAUGAAAAUGGGGCUGAAGGAAACACCCUCUCAGGAGGACUGGCUGAUCAGUGUCCUGCCAGAGAACUCCAAAGUGGGAGUCGACCCAUGGAUCAUUGCUGCAGACCAGUGGAAGACCAUGUCCAAGGCGCUGACGAGUGCAGGACACUCUCUUGUAGCGGUGCAGGAUAACCUCAUCGAUGUAGUGUGGACUGACCGCCCACAAAGACCCUUCACGCAGCUCCGCACUUUGGGAUUGGACUACACUGGUGUGUCGUGGCAAGAUAAGAUCACAGCACUGCGAGCCAAGAUGACUGAGAGGAAAAUCACCUGGUUUGUUGCUACAGCGCUGGACGAGAUAGCAUGGCUUUUUAACCUUCGUGGUGCAGAUAUCGAGUACAACCCUGUCUUCUUUGUGUAUACCAUUGUGGGGAUCAACACAAUAAGGCUUUUUGUGGACCAAAAGCGCCUUGCUGAUGUGUCGCUGAGAGAGCAUCUCCAGCUUGACACGCCCAGCAAGCCUGAACUCCGCAUCCAAACGUUCCCAUAUGAAUCGGUGUACACCGAGCUGCAGGCCAUCUGCGCCGCCCUCGGUCCCAAGGACAAAGUGUGGAUCUGUGACAAGGCCAGUUGUGCUCUCACACAGGUCAUCCCCAAGCCUCACAGGUCUCCCAUACCCUACACACCCCUCUGCCUCGCCAAGGCGGUUAAGAAUGCAACAGAAAUUCAAGGCAUGAAAACUGCUCAUAUCAAGGAUGCAGUCGCUCUUUGUGAACUCUUUGCUUGGUUGGAAAAAGAGAUUCCAAAGGGCACGGUCACAGAAAUCUCUGCUGCUGAUAAGGCCGAAGAACUACGCAGCCAACAGAAACAUUUUGUGGGCCUCAGUUUCCCCACGAUCUCCAGUGUUGGUCCCAAUGCAGCAAUCAUACAUUACAGGCCUUUGCCUGAGACCAACAGAACCCUCACCGUCAAUGAAGUAUACCUGAUUGACUCUGGAGCUCAGUACAUUGACGGCACCACAGAUGUUACCCGAACCAUGCACUUUGGGACUCCGUCUGCAUAUGAAAAGGAAUGCUUUACUUAUGUACUAAAGGGACACAUUGCUGUCAGUGCUGCAAUCUUCCCCAAUGGAACCAAAGGCCACCUGCUGGACUCGUUUGCACGGGCUGCCCUGUGGGAGACGGGCCUGGACUACCUUCACGGCACAGGUCACGGCGUCGGCUGCUUCCUCAAUGUCCACGAGGGGCCCUGCGGCAUCAGCUACAAGACCUUCGCUGAUGAACCUCUGGAAGCCGGCAUGAUCGUCAGCGAUGAGCCAGGGUACUACGAAGAUGGAGCUUUCGGCAUCCGCCUGGAAAAUGUGGUUCUUGUUGUAUCAACAAAACCCAAAUACAAUUACAGAAACAGAGGCAGCUUGACGUUUGAGCCCUUGACUCUGGUUCCCAUCCAAGUCAAGAUGAUAAACACAGAGCUGCUCACUCAGAAGGAGUGGGACUGGGUGAAUGAGUACCACAGGAUGUGCCGCGAGGUGGUCGGAGCGGAGCUGCAGCGUCAGGGCAGGAAGGACGCGUUGGACUGGCUCAUCAGAGAGACCCAACCCAUCAUGUGAGGGACCACGUGGCCAAGAGUACUGUACCCACCAGUGCUGUACAUUCAUUGUUUGUAAUGUUAUGUGUCUCGUUGUCCCCCGUGACUCGUCUUUUGUAACAUGCGUCGUAUCAAGAGUUUGAUUAAAGAUCACUGAAAAAUCCAA